AUGUCUAAUUCACCUUUAACAAAAGUACCAACUUCUGCGCUUUCACCUGUUUCAGCUUUGUCAGUCAGAAAAUAGGAUUAAAUUCCUUAGGCACUAUCUAAAUAAGCUAUUGACUUGUAAAAUACUUUGAACAAACUCAAAGAAGCAAAAUAAAAAAAACAACUUUCAAAUUCUAAUUUGGUGGUUUAAUCAAUAAGUAUCUUCUUGAUAUGAACUUUAGCUAAUCCAGUCAGUAGUCCUUAAAAAAAUAAACAUACAGAAGAAUCAGAACCUAUAUAAAUUUAAUACAAAUCAUUAUUUAAGGAUAUUGAAUCACCAUAGAUCUCUUAACCUAAAACCUACAAUAAAAUGAAUGAUUAAGAAGCUGAAUAAAAGUAUGAGUAAAGAAAAAAAUAAAUAAAAGAAUAAAUAGAUAGAACCAAAUCAAACAGCAAAAUAAUUUAGAAACCUAAAUAAAAUUUAAAGAAGACUGUUGAGAAAUAAAUUUAAAAAAUUGAUCUCCCUAAAAAUUCAAAUAAAAAAAUAAAAUAGGAGUCUGUAUCUGAAAUUUAAACUAUUACUUCACAACCAAAAGACAUUCUACAUGAUUAAUUGAAAAUUAUGCAAAAUAAAUUAAAAUAAGAUAUAGCAAAACUUGACAAAGAAAUCAAAGGAGAAAAUCAAAAUUGUCUAUUUGAAAUUAAAAAUAAAGGACAUGAUUUAUAUCAAUAAGGAUUGCUAAUGGAGGAUAGAAAGUAACUAUAAUAUAUUUAUCUUGAAAGAUAAUUUAAAAAAAAGAUACAUGAGAGAGAAAGAUAAUAAAAAGAGAUGUAAGAAUGCACUUUCAAACCAAUUAUAAGUUAGUAGAAGAGAAUUAAUAAUCUCUCAAGAUAAAAAUAGUCAGGAUUGAAUUAGAAUGAAUCUAAACAAUAAGUUAAAUGUUAAAGUAAUAGAGAUGGUUAAAUAACUUCGAAAAGAUUAUCCCGUUCUCAUUCUUAAGAUUUAAUUAAUAGCACAACAAUAACAUAGCCAGUUAAUAAUAAUAAUAAUGAUAUAAAUUGUAACUUUAAUAAUAUAUCUUUUAGCUUGUUUAAAUAGAAUAUAAGAUAAAUACCAAUAGAUAGUUAACAGAGCCAAUGCUUUAAAAAUUAAAGGACUUUGA
This is a messenger RNA of Paramecium sonneborni, 1141 nucleotides long. The record is from the annotation of a GenBank genome assembly. NCBI's taxonomy places the organism in Eukaryota, Ciliophora, Oligohymenophorea, Peniculida, Parameciidae.